Zychaea mexicana is the source of this 1216-nucleotide messenger RNA. RefSeq lists its product as uncharacterized. The record is from RefSeq and is a predicted model, not a curated record. NCBI's taxonomy places the organism in Eukaryota, Fungi, Mucoromycota, Mucoromycetes, Mucorales, Lichtheimiaceae. Bases 138 to 791 code for a protein of 217 amino acids. The transcript has a single exon.
UAUGGUUACGCAAAUGGCUAUUGUGUGGCGCAGCUCUUUUUUAAUGAUUCUAAUAUAAGUAGCAAUGCUUGCCUUUGAUGAGGCGAAAAUAAGAAAACUCUCUCUUGUGCACAAAGAACACUAGUUUUGGCAUAGCCAUGUUCUCCGCUCCUAGAAACCUUCCCAAAACACUGACGCUCGAACCAUACAUUGACCAACAAGCGCACGGUUUACCAGACAAGGGCCGACACAUUAUUGGACAAUUCGAUGAUGAUUCCAUUGUCGUCUAUCAAGCCUAUUCACCAAGUAUUGCUACGUACGCGGUCGAACACCAACGCUUUGGAAGCAGCAGUUUCAGCUUUGACCGAAUGUCCUGGAUCAAGACGAGCUUUGCAUGGAUGCAGUACCGGUGUGGCUGGAAUACCAAACCGCGUCAGGAGCGUACUUUGGCGAUUCGCAUUAAACGAGACGCAUUUGACAGCAUCGUAGCUGACGCUGUUGGAAGUCGUUUUAUUGAAGAAGUCCACGGCACCAAGGAGAACUACGAAAAGAUUAAGAAAGCAAGCGAGGUGAGACGGCAGUGGGAUCCUGAUUACAAACCGAAUCUCGAGUUUACUAGGAUGGAACGACGGGCGAUACAGCUUGGGUUGCGAGGCAACACGUUACGUCGCUAUGCUACGGAAUGGAUUGUAUCCAUUGAAGACAUCACACCAUACGUCGAAGAGAUGAGGACUAGGCUACAACAGGCCCACAAUCCUGUGGCGAUUUGGGUACCCGUGGAACGCGUUUAUAAAGAGGAAAACAAGUGGUGAUAGUGCUCGAUACCGAUACCAAUAAUAAACCUUCCUCAAUCUUAAAUUCAAGCAAUAAAAAUGUAUAUACAUAUAACCAAAUCCGUAGCAAGAGAAUGCUCAAUUAUCAACAGAGCAAUCUAUUUUUGAUCGCUCAGCAAAAGAAUUACCUAUGGUGAUACGUCAAAACAUUCAUGAUUUAACUGUUUCUCUUAAAAAUCAUGACCUUCUGUUGUUAUCACAGUUGCAGUUGCAGCACCAGAAUCAAUUUGAUUUACCGAAGCACUGUAGUAUGUAGCACUUUCAGUGAGCCACAAUUACAAUAAUGGUCUGACAGAGGAACACUGGAAUCACGUCAUAUAAUUGUCUACAAUACAUACAUAAUUAGAAGCGUGCCUUUUAUGAGUGGCCGGGGAAAAUUACUUUUUGGAUCUGAAAAGCUUCUG